AUGGUCUUGCUACGAGCCCUCCUUCUGGGGGAUGUUGCCAAGCUAGUUUUUCCAACCCAUAGGUGCGAAGAACGUCACCGAGAAGACCGCCGACAUGAUGGUGACGGAAAGGGCAUUGGAUACAUCCUAGAGAGGAGCUUCGGCAAGGUUUCCGAGGCUUGUUCUCAACGGGAGUUACCUUCGAUCUCGUCGUCGCAGCAGCAGCAGCAGCAACAACAGGAGCCGGCCGCGACGAUCGAUUCGGGGCUACGGUGCCUGCAGCUGUCUCUGGAAGAGGCGUUUUACCUUGCGCACGUCGACGAGUCCCUGGCGCUAGCUGUCCCGAGGGCCAACCUUGUCGUUCCCACAGCCCCGAUCGCCUUGCCGCCGCCGCCGCCGUCGCCGCCGCGGGGAAGACGCGGGUUCGAAGAGCCCCCUGGCCUCCUCCAUGAUUGGCACCGCCGGCAACACACCACUGAGGAAGCAGAAGAUGCCGCUGGGGGUUCCCUGAGCGGAGAAGAAGCGUUCGGCUGCGGUUUCGGCGGUGGCGAAGAGGGCGGUGGCGGCGGCGGCGGCGGCGCCCCGCUGUUGAGCGCGGAGGAGGCAUGGCGUUACUGCUGCAACCGGCGCCCGGAUUUUCCGGCAAUGUUUGCGGUGUACCGCCACUUUCGGAUACGGAGUUUCACGGUGGACACGGGCCACAAGUACGGGGCCCACUAUGUGCUGUACGAGGGGCCGCCGGACGAGUGCCAUUCGCGCUACUGUGUGCACGUCACGGGGGGUGGCGGACGCGGCGAUUCGUGGAGCCACGUCAAGACGAUGACACGACUCAUGCCGGAUGUCGCAAAGUCUCUCCUGGUGUGCGGGGUGACGUAUCGUCCUCAAGGACCAACACUGGAGACAGGCUUGUCCCCGCCCAUCGACACGUCGUCCCUGGCGGCCCUCGCGGCGGCCGAGGUGACGGCGUUGCGUUUCUCUAGGUCCAGGGACUCCGACGGUGGCGGCGGCGGCGGCGGCGGCGGGAAGAGAGCCGCUCGUGAAAAGAGUGGUACGGUUCUAAAAGCCAGGAGGCCUGUCAUGGAAUCAACUGGCUCUAGCAGCGGGAAUUCCGCCAAGAAAAAGAAAAAGGGCAAGAAAAUCGAAUGA
This is a messenger RNA of Ectocarpus siliculosus, 1125 nucleotides long. The record is from the annotation of a GenBank genome assembly. Lineage: Eukaryota; Phaeophyceae; Ectocarpales; Ectocarpaceae.